Molecule: messenger RNA, 4956 nt
Organism: Schistosoma turkestanicum
Lineage: Eukaryota; Metazoa; Platyhelminthes; Trematoda; Strigeidida; Schistosomatidae
Source: the annotation of a GenBank genome assembly
AUGAAACAUCAAUGUUUAUUUUGUGAUUAUAUUAGUUCAGAUUCAAUGAAACUAUCAGAACAUUAUGUACAACAUGGAAUAAGACAAUUACAAUUAUCAUCAAAUAAUUAUAAUCUACAAAAAUUUAAAAAAUUACAUAAACUCUCUGAUAAUAUUAACAAUUAUCAUUAUCUAUCAACAAAUUCAUUGCCAACUAUGAAUGAAUUAAAUAAAUUUGUAACAAAUGAACAUGAUGAAAAUCAUUCACCAAAUACUUUACUACCACCACCUGUUAUUACAACACCAAAUGCAUUGAAUAGAAAAUCAAUACCGUUUGAAAUUAACUAUCCAUCAUCCACAGAACAUGAUGAUAAUGAGAAUUUUGAAGAUGAAGUAAAUGAUGACAAAGAAAUAGAAGAAAAGAAGGAUAUAUGCUUAGAAUCUCCGUAUUAUUCAUCAUUAUGUUGUACAUCUAGUCCUUCUACAUCAUUUGAAACAAAUUGUUGUACUUCAGUGAAAAUGACAAGUACAACAAUGACUACAUCUACUACUAGUAUUUGUAAACAUGAACAUGAUAAGAAACCUUAUCGAAUGUUACGUCGAAAUCGUAAACGUCAUUCCAGUUGUGAAUUAUCUCUAUUAACUGCACAGCAUAAACGUUAUCAUUAUGAUGAAGAUUCAAGUGAUAAAUGGAGUUGUUCUUAUCCAGUUAUCGAUCCAAACUGUUCACCAUGUUAUAAUAAUAAUAAUAAUGAUAAUAAUAAUAACACUAAUACUAAUGAUAAUAAUAGUAGUAAACACAUGAUGAAUAGUCAACAAGUUAUGGCAUCUUCUUCUUCAUCAUCAUCACUGCAUUCUUCUUGUAUCCCUAUGGUGAAUAGUAAUACUACUCCUGUCAAUGCUAUGAAUAACACUAAAUCAACAAUAUUAUCAAAUUUUUAUCGUGACUGUCAACAUCAGCAAUCGCAUAAGUCGACUAAUUCUGAAAUUGGUAAUGAUUCUGGUUUAUCAUCAUCAUCAUCAUCAUCAGGUACAACGACGACGACGACAAUGAAUGAUCAUUCACAAAUCUAUUCACCAUUAUCCAAUACACCGUUACCAAUGAAUUUCCCACCUUAUCCAGCUUAUAUGAAUCCAGUAUUUUUAUCAGCUUUAAUGGCUAGUGGUUGUUGGCCAUUUAAUUCAUUCCCUUGUGGUGGAAGUAGCAGUAAUAAUAAUAAUAUUAAUAAUAAUAUCACUUCGAAUCCAUUGGAUCCAUGGCAUCCAUCUAGCAUUAGUUUAGAUUCAUUACAACAAGCUACUUCUUUAUUUGGUAAUAAUCAACGAUUAUUAUCAAAUUCAAAUAAUUUCCCACCAGUUCUAUCGCCACCAUGUGAUGUAUUGAAUAAAAGUCCAAGACAUUUUAUAUCGGAUGAAUCAAUGUCUAAUUUACAAGAUUUUAAUCAAAUCAAUUGUCAAUUGAACAAACUGCCGGGAUUUACAUCAUUAGCUAAUACUUCAUGUGUAAAUAAUAGUAAUAAUAAUAGUAAUAGUAAUAAUCCUAGUAAUAAUUCCACAACUUCAAAGAAUUUAUUCAAUUAUCCACCAUUUAUUCAACCAUCAAAUUUUCUGAAUGGGCCAUCAACAAAUCCACUUCUAUUACAAUUAACUAAUUGUCCAUCAUUGACCGAUACUACUAAUAAUAAUAAUAAUCAAAAUAUCUUAGCUACAGCAUUAUCGGCUUGGUAUACCCAACAAGCAGAAACUAUUGGUUUAUUUCCAUAUCAUAAUUUACCAGGAAAAAAUGCAUCAAUUCCAUCAUUGUUUACUUCUAAUACUCAUAGUACUACUAAUAUGACUACUGAUAAUCAUGAGAACAAAUGUGCUGGCAGUGAUAACGAGUGUAUUGCAAACAAUCAUCAUACCAAUAAUGAUAAUAGUAAUGUUAGUAUAAUUACAAAUUUAUUAAAUAAUGAAACAAAUGAAUGUGAAGAGACAAAUGAUGAUAAAUUAAACAUUACUUCGUCGAAUUCAACUAUUCCAUAUAAUACAACUGUAACAGAUCCAGUCAUCUCAUCGGCAUCAUUGUCAUCCUCGUCGUCAUGUGCUUCUUCGAUUUCAUUAGAUGAAAAUCAAUUUAAUUCAUCGAUAUUUAUGAAAACUUCACCUAAAUUGAAUAAUACCAAUGAUACUAUUGGAUUAUGUUCAUUGUCAUCGCAUCAUCCUCUUUCUGCUUCUCUACCAUCGUCAACAACAAUGUGUUCUUCCACAUCUUCACCGUCAUCUUCUGCAUCAAUAACAAUGACCAAUUCCACGAUGAACAAACCAUCAGGUAUUCAGUCAACAUUUAAUUCUCUAAUAGGUACUGAUUGUUUAAAUUCAAGUCAAUCUCAACCAAUCACUAAUUACCCAGCCACAGUAUCAACUGGAUCCACAUCUUCACUAGCAGCUAUGAUGGCAGCAGCAGCAGCCGCUGCUGCAAUGGCUGGUAUGUGUCGUCCUAAUUCAGAUCUAUCCAGAUGUAUACCACCUUUGUCAACAUUUACACAACCUUUAUCAUCAUCAUCAUCAUCGACAGCAGCGUCAUUAACUGGAUCAAUGUCACCUUCGGCAGCUGUAGCUGCAGCUGCUGCUGCUGCCGCAGCAUCCACAUCCAUAUUCCCGACAACAAUGAAUCAAACAUUUAAAAAUUUAGAUUUAAUGAAUUUAUCAUCGAAAGAAUUCACUGAUGAAUUAUUCAGUCAUCAUGAUAUGAUGUUGAUGAAUGGACAACAGCAACAACAACAACAACAUUUGUAUAAGAAUUCAACACAAUCGAAGUAUUUAAGACAACCACAACAUCCGAAUCAAUAUACACAUACUACUAACAGUAGUAGUAGUAACAGUAAUAAUAUUAAUAUGAUAGAUGGUGUGAAUGAUGGAUCAAUCACUGAAAUGGAAGACAAUGCUGAUGAUGGUGAUGAUGAUGUAAUUGAAGACAAUGAAUUACCAGUUGAUAAUGAAGAUGAAGAGGAAUUUAAUGGAGAAAUAUUAUUACAUGAACAAACAAUUCAAAAUACGCAUGAUAAUAAUCCUAUGAAAGAGUGCAAUGGAUCAAUAGAUGAACAUUUGGAAAAUGAUUUAUCAAGUGGAAUCGAUAACAAUAAUAAUAAUAAUACUAAUAAUAAUAGUAACAAUAGAUCGGUUGUUAAAUGUUCAACUAGAUUUCAUCAUGAAAUAGGCAAUUCAAGAAGUUCAAAAAAUCUAUUAGAAUCAAUAAAACAUAGUCAAUCCCCAAACAAAGAAAUGAACACUACUCAUCUGCAUAAAAAUAAUGAAAUUAAAUGUUUAACUAAAUCAUAUAAUCAUAAUUUCAUUGGAAAUAUGAUCAAUGCCAAUAAUAAUAAUAAUAAUACUGAUCAUGCUCAUAGUGUUAAAACAGGAAUUGGAAAUCUUAGUGGUAGUGGUGGGCGAACUAAUCGAUCCAAUCUAUCACCUAAUCCUACCAUGAAUCAUGAUCAAAAACGAAAUCAUCAUCAUCAUCAUCAUCACCGAAAUCUCACUGAAUCACUGAUAAACAAUAAUAAUAAUUUAGGCGACUCAAAUUCAACAGAAUCAGACGCGAAUUCAUCAAUAAAUUUAUCAGCCAAUAAUAAUGCAACUACAUUGAUGACUUCGUCAUCGACACCACCACCACCACAACCGACAACAACUGGACCUUCAUCAUCAUCAUCCUCAUCAUCGCCUAACGAUAGCGGUGUUGGAUCAGGUGCGUUAUUCAGUAUUCGACGGGCUGUUGGGUUAUCUAGAACAAAUUUACCAUUUCCAGCACGUAAACGUUUAUUCGGUUGGUUAGUUGAUCAUUUAAGAGAACCAUAUCCUUCAGAAGAAGAGAAAAUGAUGCUUGCUAUGGAAACUGGCUUAUCUCGUACAACAGUGAAUAAUUGGUUUAUUAAUGCUAGACGACGUUAUGUGAAACCAUUAAUGCAAGGAAGACUUGUUCUUCAAUCAGGAGUGUUUAAAACUGUUUCCAGUGAAAAUUGUAAUGCUACAACAUCAAGUGGAGGAGGAGGUGCAUCAUCAUCGUCAGCUUCUUCACCUCCAUCGCCUACAUCAAAUACUGGUGGUAGUAAUAAUAAUAAUAGUAAUAAUAAUAAUAAUAAUAAUAAUUUUGGAUCAAAUCAAUAUGUGCCAACAACUAAAUCUAAUUAUAAUCAAAGUUCAUUAAAUGAAAAAACUCAUCGAGAAAGAUCGAAUUCACGAAGAACUACUAAUACAUUAACUGCCAAUACUAAUAUUAGUAAUAUGAAUAACAGUAAUAAUAAUACUAAUAAUAGCAAUCACAACAAUAACAUGAAUAAUUCCUCUAAUCUGUUACAAAUGUCAUAUUCAUCGAAUGAUACCACAGCAAAUACAUCUUGUCAUUAUAAUAAUUCCUUGAUUACAAAUCCAUUUUCAAUUCAACAAAAUAAUUUAUCCAUGAAUAAAUCAUCGAAUACAUCUGAUUCAGCUGCAGCUAUUUCAGCAAUGGCUGUAGCUGCAGCUGCAGCUGUAUACGCUGGUGUAAAUAUGAACACAAAUAGAGGAGGUGUAGGCAAUAGUGGUAGACUUGGAUGUCCAUCCACAUUAGCCGCCACAAUACCGGUAUCACCAACUUCUGUAUUAUCACCGAAUUCAUCGUUAUUAUUCUCGACACAAUUUAAUAAUCUACUUAAUAAUGCAGCAGCUGCAGUUUCAGCAUCUGCUUCAACUACAAAUAUCAGUCGAUCACCACGUACAGGAUCGUCUAUGCAUCAUCUUCAACAGCAUCAGCAGCAGCAGCACAAUCAUCAGCAUGCUCAUCAUCAUCAGCAACAACACCACCAACAACAAUCCCAUUCAGAUAUUUUAUUGUCUAAUGAACAAUUAAUCGAUGGUAUAUCAAAUUUAUCUAAAAGCUUAUUAUGUUCUUCAUCUACUACUACUACUGCUACUACUACUGAACAAGAACAUAUGAUUAAUGGUACAACUGGUGAUUGA